AUGGACCAAUCAGAUGCUAACGAUGCAAUGCUUCAAGAGCCUAUUCCAUUGGCUAAUGUCAACGGAGCUGUUCUUCGUAAGGUUAUUGCUUGGUGUCAGCACCAUAAAGACGAUCCUGUUGUAACCGACGAUGCUGAGAGCAGGGAGCGCCGCACUGACGAUAUUCCAAGCUGGGAUGUUGAAUUUCUUAAGGUGGAUCAGGGGACGCUUUUUGAGCUUAUUCUGGCAGCCAAUUAUUUGGAUGUUCACGGUCUUUUGGAUGUUGCUUGCAAGACAGUUGCAAAUAUGAUUAAAGGAAAGACACCAGAAGAAAUUCGUCGAACAUUCAAUAUUAAGAAUGAUUUUACUCCAGAAGAGGAAGAACAAAUUCGUCGAGAAAAUGCUUGGUGUGAAGAUUAG
Molecule: messenger RNA, 399 nt
Organism: Meloidogyne enterolobii
Lineage: Eukaryota; Metazoa; Nematoda; Chromadorea; Rhabditida; Meloidogynidae
Source: the annotation of a GenBank genome assembly